GCGCCCUCAUCCGCGCCGCGCGGUUGUGUUGUUCUGUUUUUGUUGAGCGUCGUUCUCCCCGCCCUCCCCGCUCCCAAAUGCUCACGUCGCACCCCUACUACGGGAUGUAACUCGUGAGGAGCCGCAGUCGCUGCGCUUGCACCGCAAUAAUCGCUCUCUUUCUUUUUUCCCAUCAACCUUUCUGCUUAGUGAAGUGACAAUGUAGUGACUUAAUAAUAGUGGUUUACUACUUAACUAUAAUAAUAUUUAGUGUACAGUCAUGUUAUAAUCAGCGUUAUAAUAUGUUACCAUAGGUUAGUUUUCCUUUUAGUGUUAAUGUUAGUGCCAAUGACGUAUUGACCCUGGUAAGUUAUAUCAUAAAUUUAAAGUGAUGAGUUGGACAUAGUGUGCCUACCGUGAACGAAAUAUCGUGCGUAGCCUAGUGCCGAUAGUACGUAUAGAUGUCUGCCGCGCGGCGGCCCCGGCCCGCAGUCGGGUGAGUCGUCGCUGUCAUGGCUCAACCCCAAGCGCCAUCGCCGGGCGGCCGCGGCCGCCGUGCGUCUCGCGCGCCUCCGCCGCUCGGCCGCGCCAGCUCCGCGGGCAUGGCGCUACCCAUGAAACGCUCCUUUAGCUCGGAGAGCGGGUCGUCCUCCAAGCGUGACUGGAAGAUGCGCCUCAGCCUGCGCAGCCGCAGCGGUCAAAGCGUUGAUGCGCUGCGCGGGCGACGCUGCGCUUCGCUACGCGCAAACAGCGGCGGCGCAGGCGCAGUGCGGUCCGCCGACGAGUCGGGCCGCAGCACUCCCGCAGCCGCCCGUGCCUCGCCCUCCCCUGGCGACACGCCCGCGCUCAAGAAAUCCAACUGGGAGGUGAUUGAGCACUUCUCCUCCAGCCGCUCCAAGAAGAGCCCUUCUACUGUAGAAACUAAAGGAUAUGAGCAGCAGACAUCGCCGGCGUUGCCGCUUUGCCCCGCCGGGCGGCCUGAUGCCGAUGUGCAACCAUUGCUCUGCGGCGACGAGAGGCUUGAGGCUGGCGGCGGGGGGCACGACGAGCUCGUUGAGGAGGGAAGCCACAGCUGCGUGGCGCGCUGCCUGGGCACGCUGCCCGCGCCGCUGCGUGAGCUCUGUGCCUCGCACCGUUUCCGAAACCUUCAUGUGGAGAUGUUGUACCAGCGGUACUUCCUGCGCAUAAACCAGACGAACAUGACACACCUCCUGGGCCUGCUGCUGGCCGUAGCACUAGGCCUGCUGGGCGUCAAGGCGCGCACAUUGCUGCUACCGAAAGACCUGCAAGCCGACGCAGAUCUUGCGCUUGGCACGGAUUUUACCUCGAUUUAUAGCUCUAUGGAGCCGUACCAUGAUCUGACAUCGGAUCUGCCGCUGUUGUUCAACACUACCGAGGAGCCGCUGACGCCGUUUAACACGUCGUUACACCGUCUGCACUUUGAGCGUGAUCGUAUCGCGCACGUCGUCGACGUGAUUGCCAUCGGCCUGUCCGCGCUCGUCUACGCCUGUCUUCUUGCGUGCCUUAGCCGGCCGGCCAUAAACGAAAUCUACCUGCUCACCAUUUCAUACGUGGUGCUCGGAACCUUCCUGCUCAUUGAACUAUCGCUCGACACUACUACAGUCCUCAGGACUCUGGGCGUAAGCAGCGGUGCGUGUGCACUGUUCACUUACGUAACUUACGCUAUCCUGCCGGUGCGGCUGCACGAGGCGGUGGGCGCGGGCGUAGCGCUCGGUGUCGUAAACGUAGGGGCGCACCUGGCACUGGGUCGGCAGCCACCGCUACAGGUGUGCUGCGGGCUGGCGGCGCUGUUGGCGUGCAACGCCGCGGGCGUGAUGACGCACCAUCCUCGCGAGCUAGCGCAGCGGCGCGCUUUCCUUGAGACGCGCGACUGCGUCGAGGCGCGACUUGUUAUGCAGCGCGAGAAUCAACAGCAGGAGCGGCUGCUGCUGUCGGUACUGCCCCGUCACGUUGCCAUGGAGAUGAAGGCCGACAUCGCCAACCAGCCACGCCAGGAGCAGUUCCACAAAAUCUACAUCCAGCGCUACGAGAAUGUUAGCAUCUUGUUCGCGGACAUAUGCGGAUUCACCUCGCUGUCGGAUCAGUGCACGGCGGAGGAGCUUGUGCGGCUGCUUAACGAGCUCUUCGCCAGGUUCGACCGGCUGGCGGCGGAGCACCACUGUCUGCGCAUAAAGCUGUUGGGUGACUGCUAUUACUGCGUAUCGGGGCUUCCCGAGGCGCGCGAUGACCAUGCGCGUUGUUGUGUCGAGAUGGGUCUUGAUAUGAUCGACGCCAUUGCGCUGGUGCGCGAAGUCAUGGCAGUGAACGUAAACAUGCGCGUGGGCAUCCAUACAGGUCGCGUUCACUGCGUCGUACUGGGCCUGCGUAAGUGGCAGUUUGACGUGUGGUCCAACGACGUUACGCUCGCCAACUACAUGGAGAGCGGCGGUGUCGCCGGACGGGUGCACAUCACGAAGGAGACGCUGCUCUGCCUCGGUGAGGACUAUAAGGUGGAGCCGGGUAACGGCGGGCAGCGCAACACUUACCUCAAAGACCACAACAUUGAGACCUACCUCAUCGUGCCUGACGAUACUAGCAGAGUGGACAAGAAACCUCAGCACUCUUUCUCAAUCAACGGCAACGUGUCGAAGGAGAUGCGCGUGAUGGGCCACGGCUCGCAGCACGGCAAGCAUUCUUCCAAGAUUGGCAUAGAGACUAUGAACGAGAAUAAAAAACCCGAGGACGAGGUUAAUGAGUACCUGAUGAAGGCUAUCGACGCGCGCUCCAUCGAUCGGCUUCGCAGCGAGCAUUGCCGCCCCUUCACGCUCUCAUUUCGUGAUAUAGACCUUGAAAAGAAGUACCACACAGAGCGUGACCACAUGCUCAAGGUGUAUUUCGUUUGCGCGCUGGUCAUCUACAUCGCCAUCGUGAUCAUGCAACUCAUCGCCUAUGGAAUAGUAGCGCAGGAUGUGAUAUGCAUGUGUGCGUGCGGCUUGGUAGUCGCCACUGCCUCGUUCUUGGUGCUGGCUAUCGACUUCAAGUGGGCGGGCAGGCGCACGCAACGGCUGGCGCAGCGGGUACACAAUAACCGCACGCUGGCGCAGCUGCUGUCAUUUGUGGUCGUCGCCACAGUCGCCGUCAUGGUCCAGUUGCUAUCGGUGUGGCGUGUGUACGGAAGGACCACAUCAGCGACGGCGGAACCGGCAUAUUGUCCGUACGACGUGAACGAACACUACCUCCAGCUGACACUGCUGGUGAUGUUCAUGUGCGCAGCGCAGCAGAUCCUAAUCACGAUGUUAAAGACACUGGUGCUCGCUGUCACCUGCACCGCAUAUAUACUCGUCAUCAUGCUGCAGCUCAUGCGAGCACCCAGUUAUCGCGAUCCGAUGUCGGUAUUUCAACACCCGUGCGACCUGGACUGGAACCAGCAAUGGUCAAGUGUAGUGGUGGCGCUGGGCGCGGCGGUGGCGUUACUACUGCACGCACACCAAACCGAGAGCACCUACCGCCUCGACUUUAUCUGGAAACUGCAGGCCAACGGAGAAAAGGAGGACAUGGAGCACCUGGAGGCCUAUAAUCGUAAGCUUUUGGCCAACAUCUUGCCCGAACACGUCGCACAACAUUUCCUCAACAGCGACAAGAACAUCGACGAGUUAUAUCACGAGCAAUGCGAGUCGGUGUGCGUCAUGUUCGCCUCUAUACCGAAUUUCUCCGAGUUCUACGUAGAGUUAGAAGGCAACAACGAAGGUGUAGAGUGUCUGCGACUUCUGAACGAGAUCAUUGCCGACUUUGACGAGAUCCUCGCUGAGGAGCCUUUCAAGUACAUUGAAAAAAUUAAGAGCACUGGCGCCACAUAUAUGGCCGCCUCAGGGCUGACGGCGGCGACUCGUGAUCUGCAGGGCUUUCGUCACGUGACGGCUAUGGCCGACUACGCACUGCGCCUACGUGACCAGUUACAAUACGUCAAUGAACAUUCUUUCAACAACUUCCGUAUCCGGAUAGGCAUCAACAUAGGACCCGUGGUAGCGGGCGUGAUCGGCGCGCGUAAGCCGCAGUAUGACAUCUGGGGCAACGCUGUCAACGUCGCCUCGCGGAUGGACUCCACCGGUCUGGUCGACCACGUCCAGGUGACGCAAGAGGUGUACGAAAUACUGCGCGCGCGCGGCUACCGGCUGCGCUGUCGCGGCACCGUCGACGUAAAAGGCAAAGGCAACAUGGUCACUUACUUUUUGGAUGGUGUGGGCGACGCGAUCGUCGAUCACCCCGCUGACGUCUACACCAACCCGACGCCAUCGACGUCAGCCAAUGGUAAUGAAUACUGUACGACGGUGACGGUGCAAGGCGACCUGACUGACUACCAUGCGCCGUCUUCCUCCUCCCACCGCUCCAUGCAGAACUCGCGCCAGCUCGACACACUCUCCGAAGGGCAUACAGACGAAGACGCCGGCACCUCUCCCCGGCGUUCGAUUCCCACUGAAAACCAGAAUGGAUCAACAAGUCCGAAAUUGAAUCAGUCUCGCGAGAGCGUCGCGAGCGCAGUACGCCUGCGCCGCUUGCGUCGGCUUGAGCGGCCACUGUCUCUGGCAGAGACACCGCCACCCAACAUACUGCUCUCACUGCUGCAGAACAGAUCGUACUCCAUUAACUUUGAUAAGUCCACUUUUCAUGAGUACCUUGAGGUUAAAGAUAGGACAACCAGCACUACGAGGCAGCGCAGCGUUGCGACGUCACACAGCAGCGACGAGCUGGGCGCUCACACCGCGACUGACGAGCCGCGACGCGCCGUUAGCUUGAUCGACGUGCUGUUUAGGCGCAAGCACGCGCUGCGGAUCGCUUGCCAUGUUAUCGAGAACCCCAUGCAUGCCGCGCUCGACAAUGACGACGCCAACACCGGCUAAGCGCCCAGCGCUUUAACGAUUUAGGCAUCGCGUCUUUAUACGAAAUGUUUCAAAAACACAUUUUUCUUACGUUUUGCGCAUUAUAUAAGGACACAAUGCUCGUAUCACUAUUUAUCUUAUCGCGGACAUCUCUCGAUUACUCAUUGAUAUUAACAAUAAAAAUUAUGUGUAAAAAUUAUAUUGUGACACGCGUAACAGUAGCUCCGAUGAGCUGUAGAGUGAAAGGUUGUGAAUUGCAAAAAAAUCCGUUGUUGCGGCUGAACGAUUGUGUCCUAGGAUUGUGUCAAUUGAUCCGCUUACUUGCGAAUCGGUUUGUAUUAAACGUGUACCUAAUAUUAUCUGUAGUUACAAUAAGUACCUACAUGUAUAUAUUAUUUAUUAAAUCUAUGCAGCAAAUAUCAGUAGUUAGUAGUAGUGUAUAUAUAAUUCGUAAAUACAAAUAG
This is a messenger RNA of Hyposmocoma kahamanoa, 5320 nucleotides long. Its product is annotated as adenylate cyclase type 6. The record is from RefSeq and is a predicted model, not a curated record. Bases 492 to 4877 code for a protein of 1461 amino acids. The transcript has 28 exons. Gene Ontology annotation, biological process: intracellular signal transduction; adenylate cyclase-activating G protein-coupled receptor signaling pathway; adenylate cyclase-inhibiting G protein-coupled receptor signaling pathway. Gene Ontology annotation, molecular function: adenylate cyclase activity. NCBI's taxonomy places the organism in Eukaryota, Metazoa, Arthropoda, Insecta, Lepidoptera, Cosmopterigidae. Gene Ontology annotation, cellular component: plasma membrane.